UAUGGAUUUUAUCCCAGAAAGAUUAGAAUUUUAUCUAAAAAAGUAUUAUUUAAAUCAUUACCCUUACAAUUUAAUGUUAAAAUGGCUGUCUUAUGGAAAAGCAAAUCUACUUCCAAACAGAGAAUUUGCAUUUAUUUUAAAAGAUGAUAUUCACAUCAGAUUCCUUUCGUUUCGAACUUUGGACGAAUUUAAAGAAAAAAUUUUGAGAACAAAUCCUUUUAAAAUUGAUAUUGGGGCAGUUUAUAAUCGACCGCCUUUAGAUAGAAAAAAAUUUGCCGAUUUUUAUGCAAUUGAAAGAGAAUUAGUUUUUGAUAUUGACUUGACAGAUUAUGAUUUAAUUAGGAAUUGUUGCAAAGAAGCUAAAGUAUGCAAUAAAUGUUGGCGUUGGAUUAUUAUUGCUGUUAAAGUGCUGAAUUUAUUGUUAAAAACUCAAUUUGGAUUUAAACAUUUAUUGUGGGUAUUUUCUGGUAGAAGGGGUAUACAUUGUUGGGUUGCUGAUCAAAAAGCGCGUUCUUUAAAUAAUAAAGCUAGAGAGGCUGUAGCAAAAUAUCUUAUUAUUCAGGGAAAAGAAAAUUCAGCAAAAACCAAAUAUAGAGUCCAUCCUAUGGCAGAAAUAGCUUUUCGUUGUAUUCUGGACUCUGGAGAAUUUGAAAAUUUAAUUUUUGAACAAGGCUGGCUCGAUACACAAGAAGAAUGGACCAAAAUUUUAAAUUUGUGUCCGGACGUUGAAAUGAGAGAAAUUAUGGAUAAAGAAUUUAGGAGAGUAAAUACACCUCAAGAUCGUUGGGAAUUAAUUACAAUGAGAUUUGAUCAAGAAAAACGAGCAAAAAUAAAAGAGGAAAAUGCGGGGACUAAAUUGCCUAAUAUACCAAACGAAUUAUCUAUCAAUUUUUUACGUUUUUUUGUUUUGGAAUAUGCUUAUCCUAAACUUGACGAAAAAGUUACUGUUGGAAUUAAUCAUUUAUUAAAAGCCCCAUUUACUGUCCACCCAAAAACUGGUUUUAUUGCUGUUCCUUUAAAUAUUGAGGAUAUUAACAAUUUUAAUUUAAAUGAACUACCGAGGGUUGAUAAAUUGGAAGAAAUUGGUGGUGAAAGUUCCUCUUCAGGUAAAUUUUUUAAUUAUAGAAAUUGGGGACAGGGAAGGGACGUGGGGUUACCCGAACUCUUUUUUCGACUAGAAACUCGACCCGAAUUUUUCCCGCCCCCGGUCUCAUAG
Molecule: messenger RNA, 1216 nt
Organism: Meloidogyne enterolobii
Lineage: Eukaryota; Metazoa; Nematoda; Chromadorea; Rhabditida; Meloidogynidae
Source: the annotation of a GenBank genome assembly